Microthlaspi erraticum is the source of this 738-nucleotide messenger RNA. The record is from the annotation of a GenBank genome assembly. Lineage: Eukaryota; Viridiplantae; Streptophyta; Magnoliopsida; Brassicales; Brassicaceae.
AUGGAGAAAACAGAGGAUAGUGUCGGAAUCAGAGUUUACACGGCGACUCCGCCGCAAAAACCAUCACCACCCCCACAAUCUCGCUCACCAAAGCCCUUCUUGAUCUCUUCACUGCCUACACUUCCGAAGGGAGCCGCCGCGGGAGGAGGAAGAGGUCGAAAACGUCGCAUGGUGGCGCAAGGAGUUCAAAAGACGGUUUCGAAGACAUCAAUGCUCGUCAACUUCCUUCCGACAGGAACUCUCUUGAUGUUCGAAAUGGUUCUCCCGUCGAUCUACCGUGACGGAGACUGUAACGGAAUCAACACGCUCAUGAUUCAUCUUCUCUUGCUUCUUUGCGCGAUGUCUUGCUUCUUCUUCCACUUCACCGAUAGUUUCAAAGCCGCCGACGGUAAAAUCUAUUACGGUUUCGUGACGCCAAGUGGACUUGCUGUGUUCAUGAAACCGCCGCCACCGGAGGAGUUGGGAGUCGGAGAUGUGAUCGCGGAUGCGGCGAUUCCGGUGACGGACGAGAGAUACAAGUUGACGGUUAACGACUUUGUUCAUGCGGUGAUGAGCGUUUUGGUGUUUAUGGCGAUUGCGUUCUCGGAUCGGAGAAUCACGGGGUGUUUGUUUCCAGGGAAAGAGAAAGAGAUUGAUCAAGUUAUGGAGAGUUUUCCGAUAAUGGUCGGAAUUGUUUGCAGUGCUCUGUUUCUUGUUUUUCCGACCAGUCGAUAUGGUGUUGGAUGCAUGUCUGCUUGA